AUGUCAGCACUGGAUGAUGUACCAUCUCAACACAGAUCAAAAAAAAGAAAAAGAAAAAGGCCACCCACAAGUCUUCAUAAAGGUGCCAUGCAACACGUCCAUCAAGCCAAUGGACCCGAAAUUCUUCCUGCCCUGGACGUGAUGGCUCUCGUGGCUCAUGACGCCCGCCACCUCGCCCAGCUCGUGGAAAUACAGGCCGGCCAGCUCGGCCACGACGCCCAGCAGCAGCAUGGUCGGGAAGUGCGUGCGCGUCAGGGCGACGGCGCCCAUAAAGGCCCCGAAGCCAACCAUGAGAAACUCGACCGGGUGGACGUAAAAGGCGCCGAGGCAGACCUUGUCGGCCAUGCGGUGGUGCAUGGCGUGUACGGGGCGGUAAAAGAGGCGCGUGUGCAUCAGCCGGUGGAUGUAGUAGAACAGGACCUCGAAGACGAGCAGCGACGCAAACACCUCGACGACGAAGCCGCCCGCCGUCGGGAACCCCGUCACGGAUAUGCUCCUGCGGUAGUCCGGGGACAGCGCUCGCAGGCACGCGACGUGGACGACAAACGUGGCCGUCAGGUUCACCACGGCCCAGGGCACAAACUUUCUUAUUCCCGGCCGAGACGCCGCAUGGCCGACGUAACGGUUCAGCGAGUACGCGAGCGCGAUGAAACUCUGCACCGCGAAGCUGGCGUACGCCUCCCUCAGUCCGGCAGGGCAGCGGUGCCAGAACGCGACCAGCGGUCCGAUCAUGGUACUGGGCUGGCGGGUAUCACGGAAAUAGAACACGGCGAGGGGGAUGAGCUGGAUGGUCGCUUUCAUGGCAAUGGGAGCCGCUGCUGUUCAAGGGGGGGGAGCGGGAGGGAAACGCCCAGAUGCAAAGUUACCUUGGUGCGCCGUCUGUCCGCUCAGGCUCAGGUGUGA
This is a messenger RNA of Metarhizium acridum CQMa 102, 903 nucleotides long. NCBI's taxonomy places the organism in Eukaryota, Fungi, Ascomycota, Sordariomycetes, Hypocreales, Clavicipitaceae. The record is from RefSeq and is a predicted model, not a curated record.